Funneliformis geosporum is the source of this 303-nucleotide messenger RNA. NCBI's taxonomy places the organism in Eukaryota, Fungi, Glomeromycota, Glomeromycetes, Glomerales, Glomeraceae. The record is from the annotation of a GenBank genome assembly.
AUGCGUAUUCUGUGGUCGUCUUAUGUAUCCCAAAUAUGCGAAUGGUUGUCUUAUGAUCCAAAUUUUUUAUAUCCACUUUUACAAGCUUACUCUGAAUCAAAUCCUGAAUCACUAUUGAUCUUUCAUGUUAAUCUUCCAAAACAUAUUGCAAUAUGUUUAUCUUGUAAAAAACCUACAAGAAGAAAUUCAGGACAUAGCGCAAUAUAUACAGAAUAUAAAUCUCUAACUGGAACAAUGAAUUUUUCAAAAAACAUGCGUUCUUUGAUAUUAUAUUCUGAAAUGAUUGGUGCCUGCCUAUCUUGA